GACCCUAGGGCCCAUGAGCAGACAGUGUGAUUUCGCUCCGCGUGCUGAACUUUAAAUAGUUCAAUAGGUGUCUCAAAAUCCGUUUUCAGAGGUUAACUGGAGGCAAUGAAAUACUGAAGUUAUAGUACUGAAACUACGACAUGAUGUACCCCAUUUUAAUUUGUUAAAAUUUGAUUUGUAGGUCUGUGCAUCUACUUCAGUGGUGCCGCUUCAGCCAUUUCAAAUGAAUUACCCCGCAUGCCGUUAACAGAAGUUGACGCACAUGUUCCUAAUCAUGACACCUGAGUCUUGAAAGUAGUCUUCAAAUAGUGUUUCGAGGCAGACAGACAGAUAUUUGACACAUCCCCGCGGUUUCCUGUACAAUAAUAUGGCCUUUUCUCUGAAAGAAGACCUGAGGCUCCAUGACCACUGGCAUACAGGCUCUCAAACCCUGCCUACAUGCAGCAAUGGUGAUAUCUUCCGCCGAAUUAACAAUAUGUUGGGCAACUCUCUGGACCUCACUGGGGUGUGCACUACACCCACAAACCACAAGGGGGAGCGUGUCCAUCACCUGUCAGACUUACUAGAUGGUGAUUUUGCUCCGAUGGGUAGCCCUAUAGGCAGCAAGGUUCCUUGCCCCUCCAGAGCCCAGGGCUCUACGCUCCGUAGUGGUGGCCUGUCUGACCUCACUCAGCUGGGCCUGGGGCUGCAGUCGCUCAGCCUAGCCUGCUGGGAGCAGCCCUCCGCUGCCAUGGAGCCUCCGUCGCACACCAACUCGCCCUCCAUGCUAGGCAUGCUGGGUAGCCCACUGGGCCAGCCUCUGGAACCUCUGGGCACCACAGAUCUGCUGGCGAUGUUCCCUGGGCUGAGUCAUGGUGGGAAUCCCCGCGUGGAGGGGCGCGCCUUCCUGGACUCGCGCUGCAACAGCCCGGCCGACUCUGAAACCAGUGGUUUUAGCUCCGGAUCGGACCACCUCUCUGAGCUGCUGUCUUCUCUGCGGAUCUCUCCGCCCCUGCCCUUCAUGAUGCCGGGGGUACAACAGAGGGACCCCCACAUUCUAGGCACAGCCGUUAGCUGUUCUCGCCUGGACCUCCACGACGACAACUCUGCUCUCAGCCCUGAGCCCCCCACCCUACCGGGCCAGGGCCGCUGUGGGGUGCCCCUGGCCAAGCGCUUUCCCCAGGCCUCAGUGUGGCCCAGCUGGGACUUGCUGGAGGAUCCCCAAAAGCCCUUCAACAUCGAGAGGGAGGCUCGCCUGCACAGACAGGCUGCAGCUGUGAACGAUGCCACCUUCACAUGGAGUGGCCAGCUGCCUCCCAGGAACUACAAGAACCAAGUGUACUCAUGUAAAGUGUUCCUGGGCGGUGUGCCAUGGGAUGUGACUGAAGACAAACUUCUUCUCUCCCCUCCCUCCACAGCCAGCCUGGUCGGCACGUUCAGCAUGUACGGACCUCUGAGUGUGGAGUGGCCGGGUAAGGAUGGGAGGCACCCACGCUGCCCACCCAAAGGUAAUAUGCGUAAAGGCUAUGUGUAUCUGGUGUUUGAGAGUGAGCGGUCUGUCCAUGGGCUGCUGCAGGCUUGCACCCAGGACCUGCUCCACAAGGAUGACUAUAGGGAGUAUUACUACAAGAUGUCUAGCCGAAGGAUGCGCUGCAAGGACGUGCAGGUAAUCCCUUGGGUGCUGGUUGACAGUAACUUUGUGCGCUGCCCGUCCCAGCGGCUGGUCCCCAGUAAGACUGUGUUUGUAGGAGCGCUGCAUGGCAUGCUCAACGCAGAGGCCCUGGCCUUCAUCAUGAACAACCUCUUCGGAGGGGUCAUGUACUCUGGCAUCGACACUGACAAACACAAGUACCCUAUAGGGUCGGGACGUGUGACCUUCAACAACCAGAGGAGCUACCUGAAGGCUGUGAGCGCCGCCUUUGUGGAGAUCAAGACUCCAAAGUUCACCAAAAAGGUUCAGAUCGACCCCUACUUGGAGGACUCCACGUGCCAAGUGUGUAACCGACAACCAGGGCCCUUCUUCUGCAGAGACCUGGCCUGCUACAAGUACUUCUGCCGCUCUUGCUGGCACUGGCAGCACUCCAUGGACGUGCUCCGCAGCCACAGGCCUCUCAUGAGGAACCAGAAGCGCUUGGACUGCAGCUAAGCUGCCUGCCAUGGCAACACUCCAGGGGGCUCCAGAGAUCCCCCACAGGAGCUGGAGCCAGGAUGAGGGAUAGGUUAACCACAGGAGCCCCAGAGCUUGUUGUCCCCCUCAACAGGGCCCAGGGGAAGAACCACUAGGAAUAUUCACUACUGCACUGCGAUCUCUUUUUGCCGUUUACUUGUUUUCACUAAUGGCACUUAUGCACAGUAAAGUGUUGGAGUCAUUGAGACAACUACUAUUACAAUUCAGGGCAGGACAUUAAAAGGCAUCCAUAGAUGUUCCUAUCCCUAGAUUUUGAGUUUAUUUUGUUGUUGAUCCUUCACUUUAUAUAUUUCAGGUCCCAUUGUCCUUCAUUGCAGAUGCCAGACUAUGCCUUUUGUUUUUUUGUGAUUUUGACCAUCCCACCACACCUACUAAAAUUCCUCAGAGGUAGAUGUUUUUGUUGGGGGGGGGGGGGGGGUGAGGAGUUUGGGAAUCAGUUGUCCAGUAGCGUACCUUAAUAUUUUUACGCAGGUAUUUUACACAUUUUUACUCAUGGUUUUAAGUCCUAACAUGGUAACUUAAUAUAAUAUUUACUUGACUGCUUUUUAAUUUUUUGGGGACGAUUUUUUGUUUUUGCCCCUUCAAAGUAAUUGCCUGGGGCUGUCGGUUUGUACAUUUAAUUUUUUAGAAAUAUGAAGUGGUUGAAGCCUUUGCUCUGCCUAGCUGUGUCGGUGCUCCAGCGUUUUUAGCCAUCCAUUGCCAGAUGCUGACCAGUCAAACCAACAGGCUUUCAACUAAUGAUCAGAUAAUAUGGAAAUAACACUGGAACAAACCUUGAUCUCGACUGUACAUAGUUUUAAUCAACUUAGUGUUGUACUUUUUAAUUUGUACUUGAGAAGGUUUGACUUGUUUUUUUAAUCACCUGUUAUCUUCUUUUCAGCAGGACAGAUGUCAUUGGAAGUGUUUUUCUUAGCCGCUUGGUUCCUGUUGAAUGUAGAACUAACUUUGCUAGUAUGAUGCGACCAAACAUGGCUUACCUCCCCAUACCCUUCUCCCACCCCUUUUGUUGUCAUCGGAGGCUCUGUUCCAAAGACCUAUUGUCAUCCCUCUAUUUUAUCAAGUUUCUUGUGCUGCUUUUUAGGGUUUGAAAGUCUACCUCAUUGGUUUGCUAAUAUUGCUAAAGUUGCCUACAGGUGUGGAUGGUGUUCUGAUUGCACAAUAAAGGUGUUGAAGCAUUA
This is a messenger RNA of Salvelinus fontinalis (brook trout), 3345 nucleotides long. It is a transcript of the gene cpeb1a, whose product is annotated as cytoplasmic polyadenylation element binding protein 1a. The coding region runs from base 368 to 2125 and encodes 585 amino acids. Gene Ontology annotation, cellular component: synapse; neuron projection; nucleus. NCBI's taxonomy places the organism in Eukaryota, Metazoa, Chordata, Actinopteri, Salmoniformes, Salmonidae. Gene Ontology annotation, molecular function: translation factor activity, RNA binding; mRNA 3'-UTR binding; ribosome binding. Gene Ontology annotation, biological process: negative regulation of cytoplasmic translation. The record is from RefSeq and is a predicted model, not a curated record. The transcript is spliced from 12 exons.